Messenger RNA from Xenia sp. Carnegie-2017, 1373 nucleotides. RefSeq names its product TNF receptor-associated factor 6-like. Gene Ontology annotation, molecular function: zinc ion binding. Lineage: Eukaryota; Metazoa; Cnidaria; Anthozoa; Malacalcyonacea; Xeniidae. Gene Ontology annotation, biological process: positive regulation of JNK cascade; regulation of canonical NF-kappaB signal transduction. Bases 203 to 970 code for a protein of 255 amino acids. Gene Ontology annotation, cellular component: plasma membrane signaling receptor complex. The record is from RefSeq and is a predicted model, not a curated record. The transcript is spliced from 7 exons.
CUUGGUUUGGUACUUAUGAAGAAUUUAAAGGUCAUUCUCAUGUUUGUGAGCAUGCGCUCAUUAGCUGUAUACAUAAACAGUGUAACAUUCAGCUACCUCGCUCUCUUCUUGGUGAACAUUUGAAGAAUGAAUGUGUAUAUCGAAAUGUAAAAUGUGAAUAUUGUGGUAAAGAUGUCCCGUAUGCUUCACUUAAGGUGCGUGCAUGAAUCACAGGAACACAGAUCACAAAGAAAAUGUAUGUGGAAAUUAUCCCGUGAUUUGUAAAUAUUGCAAUCAAAUAAUACCGAAGAAAGAUACUGAACACCAUGAAAAGACGACUUGUGAUGAAGUGCCGACAAAAUGUGAAUUUCAAGCCAUUGGAUGCAGCUAUGACAAACCUUUAAAACGAAAGGAGAUCCGUCAACAUAUGAAUGACAAUCUAAUUGAUCACGUGAGCGCCUUGUUACGAUAUGUUAUGGCAUUUGUUACACAGUUAAGUAACUAUGUACCGCGUCCAGAGUUUACCACUGCUAUUCAAAACCUGGGCGACCGAAUCAUUGCUGUUCGUGCGAAUCUUUCAGACAAAUUUUUCAUGUUAGUUGGAAAACUUACAGGCUUAGAAAGGAGAAUUGAGAGUCUAGAAAGUCGUUAUGGGAGCAAUAAUAAUAAGACUCAAUUGUCUGUAGAUGGUUCCUCGAUGCGUGAAAGGAUUGCGGCCCUCGAGCGACAAGCAAGAGAUAAUUCAUUCAUUAUAGUACAGUUUUACGAGCGUUUCGACCACAUUGACGAAUCAUUUGCGCGAAUUCAAGGCAUGGCUGACCAAGUCCCUGCUUUUUGUGUCAAUCUCUUUGAAAAAGUGGAAAUUUUAGAGCGUGAAGUGAGAGCUAAUACAUCUACUAUACAAUGGACUAGCGAGCGUUUGGACGAGGUAGACGAAUUACGUGUGCAAAACCUGGCUAUGGGAGCACAAAAUGAGGCGCGCGAACUUUGAUGAAAUCAUGCAAAGCAAUUAUUGCUAUUUUCGUAAUUACUUGUUAAUUUAUUAUUAUUUUUCACUCCUGUAAAUGAUUUUUAUUCUAUUCAGUUUUGUACUUUAGUAAUUUUGAAGAAUGUUCAUUGUAUUUUUUUAUUGUAUCGUCCAUCAACGAUGAUAGAAUAUUCUUGUAAAUUAAUAAUACAAUUGUGUUGAUAUUAUGCUAUAUUGUAUUGUAAAUGUAAUUUAACAUGCAGCUUUGAUAUAGCAAGAUCAUAAAAUGAUGUCCAUUUAUUUGUAAUUUAUACUACUGUAAGUUUUAUCUGAAAACUCCAUACAUAAAUAAAGAGUCUGUAAAGACCUACCGUUUCUAUGUUCUGUAAGUACAAUUAAGUAAAUAAAAAAGAAAUUAUAAAUCUGA